CGCCCCAGGUUUCUCUUAUUCGGGUUCUCACUUGUUUGGACAGGUGUCAAUCAUUUUCUGCGCUAUUGGGAUUAACCUGUCGGAUUACUAGAGGGGCGGGACGAGAGAAAUAGCGAGGGGAAUGACAAGAGAAAGAACGGCAGAGAGACCUAAAGUCCGAACAAACUUUCGAACAACUUUAUAAGAAGUAUUAUUUACCGUUAUAAACCGGGAGUUCGGGCGAGCGUUUGCUUAAGUUGUUAGGAGUGUAACCGAGUGUGUUUGAGAAGUGAGGGCUCUUUACUGGCGCAAGCUGAGGACCAGGAUAAGACCGUUGCUAUCGGUUAGCAUCGCCAGUUGCUAAUCAGGAGAAGCGCCGAGGAGGUUGGACGUUGGAUGUUGCCACUUGCUGCAGCGGGACUGAGGAGUCGGGACUGAACCAGGCCUCAGGACGGUCUCUGGUCACGUCGCUUCCUCUGGGAAGAGGUCUUGGAGGAAAUGGCUGGAUGGCUUUUCUGUGGUCCCUGGUACGGGAAGCUGUUACAGUGAAACAUAUUCAUGCAAAACGCACAUGGAUGAGGCAAAGAGAAGAAGAAGAUGAAGAAGAAAAGGUCUCAAGAGACUGAUGCAUGGUGAGAGGCGGCGAGGACGUGCAGACUGAGAUGGCUUUCAUAAAAAAGGAAACACAUAGAAUUGCAGAAGCAAAUAACACCCCAUACCGUGGGGACUUCUCUUCAGAGAAAAAAAUCCUGGAACCGUUCCUUUAUCUGAACCCUCAUCAAGACUUAACGUGGUCCUUUCUCAGCUGAGACCAAUCCUGCAUCCAAGAUCAUGGAAAUCAGUUCAGACGUUUUUGUGAUCCCACUGAGAAACCAGCCGCCAAACAGACAAAGAGGAAGUGGCGAGCUGAAGCUCUUUGGGAGAUUCAAUGUUCAACAUUCCUUUAACAACCUCCACAUGGUCAAUGAUGACUUGGUCCUCCGCCAGCAGACACUCACACAUGCUCUCCACCAUCGCUUCUGCAUUAACCAAGAAGCCUCUUUCUACAGAGGUUUUGCCAUGGGAAAAGAUCAGGAGAUAUUUCAUGAUCUCCCAGAGGUGGCACCUCUCUGCUUUGGUGGACAACUGCUAAUGGAAGAACUCAUCCAAUCUGUCAUCCGGUUGCUGUCUCUGAAGCUCGUCAUAACACUGGAUGAACUCCUUCAGGACUCCAUCAAAGGAUCUCUCAUGUAUGGAGCCAGAUUCCACGAAGAUCUGAAGAACUCUGUGAGCUCCUGGGCCCCUUCACCUGGAAAAGGUCUAAUCAUAUUUGGCUACGUCUCUGGAGAGGAUAGUGAGGACAGACGCUCAGCUGCAUUCAUUCAAAUGGAUGGAACGAUGCAACUCUCCGGUUACAUCAGCGCCUUCUGCACCCAAGGCCACUGAUCCCUCCAGUAAUUUACCUCUGCUUUUUGAAUAUGAAUAACGGUAUUAAUUUUAAUAGCACAUGCUACCACAUUCCAAAUUAUAUUAACCUCUUCUGAAUGACCUCUGAAUUUACAAUUUGCAAACUAUUUUCCAUUGGUGUCCACAAAAUAAUAGAAAAUAGAACCAUCCUAUUCAUGAGUUCUUCUUCCGUUUCUAAAAGAAAACUAUGAAGUGUACUGUUGAAGGGCCCAUCUCACUUAAUGCACAAUUUUUUAAGAUUGGAAGUGAGACAAAAAUCCCCUAGAGGAAAUAAUCCUGUCACCCCUAGACCAGCCGCAGAUAGUGACAGACCUACCAUUUUCUCUCCUCUAAAUGAAAAUGUCAACAUGUAUACAUCACAGUGGCUGACUUCACUGUGCCACAUUAGUUCUCCUUCAAAGGCAAUGUCCAAUCUGCAUAAUGUAUACUGCCUCCAUCUGACUGACAGUAUUUUGCUAAAUAGAUAAAGAAUUAAUUAUUAAUCAGGUUUCAUGUACGCUGUGGCAUGUUAAUAACGCUGAAGGGAUAAUGUGACAAGCUAGAUGCUUAUUUUCUGCCCCACGAUGGGACUUAUUCAAACUUGUGUGCCUCGGCUUUGUAUACUGUUAAAUAGAAAAUGACUGCUGGGGGAGAUGUUACGUAAAAUAAACCCACAAUCACCAGCAACUUUUUGGUCAUGAAAACAUUCUUCUUAUAAUGAUGUCAGCUGUCUUAAAGGAGCAGUUCACAUUAAAUUGGACAUUAAUUGAUUUACACAAAGGAUUUUUCUCUGCCAUGGAAAAAAAACACAUGCACUGUUUGUGGAUUAAAUGAGAUUCUGAAUCAUUUCUGUCAAAAGCAGAGGAACAGAGAAUAUUGAGCGCCCACCGUGGCCUCUCCUCCUGAAGGACCACAGAGCCCCUAUUUCUUUGAAUGAAACUCUGUUCUUCAGACCUUGACUGACUCAAAACUUAUGGCUGUGUCUAAGCUACUGUUACAUAAAUGUUGCCUCUUUUAUUCAUUCAAGAAUAACCAACUCAGUGAAAGUUGUCUGUUUCAAGGCCUUUGUGCAUAAAUCAAAUUCAAAUCUUUGCUCAACUGCCUGCUGAGGGGGUUACGCAAUCCGCUGCAACAUUUUUACUGACAGACGAAUCAUGAAUCAGGUCUGUUAUUCUCGUUUGUCACUUUCCCCAAGACUACAGAAUCAAAAAUGAACAAAUAGUUUUAUCUUCCCUUGUAAC
This is a messenger RNA of Acanthopagrus latus (yellowfin seabream), 2645 nucleotides long. RefSeq lists its product as uncharacterized. Lineage: Eukaryota; Metazoa; Chordata; Actinopteri; Spariformes; Sparidae. The transcript is spliced from 6 exons. The record is from RefSeq and is a predicted model, not a curated record. Bases 811 to 1404 code for a protein of 197 amino acids.